UUUAAUUUAAUUUUGUAUACUAAUUAACCAACUUUGAUUUACGAAUGUCAAAAAUUCAAUCCCUUCUAUAAUCAAGAUAUUUCAAAUUUGCAUUAUAAGGAUUUAUAGUUUUAUUUAGCAUACUGAUUUAUAGUUUUAAUUUAAUUUUGUCAAAGUCUUGCGGUCAAUGAGGCCAUUGAGACUUGAGGAUGUGAUAGUAGGGCAGUAUAAGGGCCACAGCAAGGUUGGAAAAUCGUACUUGGGCUACACAGAUGAUCCAACGGUGCCUAGCAACAGCAUAACUCCAACAUUUGCAGCUGCAGCUCUUUUUAUUAAUAAUGCCCGUUGGGAUGGGGUGCCUUUUCUCAUGAAAGCCGGAAAAGCUCUGCACACCAAACGGGCGGAAAUUAGAGUCCAGUUCAGACAUGUUCCGGGUAAUCUGUACAAGCGAAACUUUGGAACAGAUUUGGAUAAAGCCACAAACGAGCUAGUUCUUCGUGUACAGCCAGAUGAAGCCGUAUACUUCAAAAUUAACAACAAGGUUCCUGGUCUUGGAAUGAGACUCGACCGAAGUGACCUUAACUUGCUUUACAAAGCCAGGUACCCAAGGGAAAUACCGGACGCAUAUGAAAGACUUGUUCUAGACGCGAUUGAAGGAGAACGGAGAUUAUUCAUCCGAAGUGACGAACUGGAUGCUGCGUGGGCCUUAUUCACACCAUUGCUUAAGGAAUUGGAAGACAGAAAAAUUGCACCCGAGUUAUAUCCGUACGGGAGUAGAGGACCUGUCGGGGCCCACUAUCUCGCUGCCAAGCAUAACGUUCGAUGGGGAGAUCUCUCGGACUAACAAACCAGAAUUGCUAGCUGUUAAAUUCUUGAGUCUAUAUAUACUAUAUAAUAUUAUAUAUAGGGUAUAAUUUGUCAAUUGUUUCUGGAUUGAUUGAGGGCUUAUAGCUUUCAAACUGGUAAAAAGGCCAUAGCUGAUUUAAGUUGUAAGGUUUCUCUUUUGUGCAUUUUAUCAUGCAAGAGCCAUUAAGUUUUGAACUAAGUUAUGUUAAGCGAAGAACACUUAUCUUCAGAUUUAAAUUCACUUUGAUCUCUGAUUUGCAAAAACGUUAGUUGUUCUUUUAAAUAAG
Molecule: messenger RNA, 1112 nt
Organism: Striga asiatica
Lineage: Eukaryota; Viridiplantae; Streptophyta; Magnoliopsida; Lamiales; Orobanchaceae
Source: the annotation of a GenBank genome assembly